AUGCUCAUCAUUAUAAUCACCAAAAUCCCUAAUUCUAAUCCUGAAUUUAUCCAUCUCUAUCUUCCAAUCGCCAACAACACUGAUUCAUUUAUUGAUUCACACAUACACGCGCCUGUCUCGGCGUAUGCGCUUUUCUUUCGAGACACACAAGCGGCCAUCAAAGGACGGACACCGAACGCAACAUUCGGUGAGGUGUCCAAAAUUGUCGCAUCGAUGUGGGACGCACUCGAUGCUAAACGUGAAUAUUUGAAGCGAUUGGCCGCAUAUCGUGCCAGUCAAAUUUCACAGGUACGUUCGUAG
This is a messenger RNA of Anisakis simplex (herring worm), 300 nucleotides long. The record is from the annotation of a GenBank genome assembly. NCBI's taxonomy places the organism in Eukaryota, Metazoa, Nematoda, Chromadorea, Rhabditida, Anisakidae.